CCCAUAAAAACCUGAAGCAUCCAGUGUUUUCUCAGUAGUCUCAGACCGAGUCACUGCCAGCGUCAGACAACCAGCAACUGGUGUUUGAGAGAGACGUCACAUAUCAGCAGCCAGAGUUUGGAGCCAGGGAAACUGACGAAGGAUGUUUGCCUCUGGAUGGCCAAUCACGCUUCUGCUGUUUUGCCUGUUCGACUCAGCUACCUCAUCUCCUGUUUCCACGUACACGCCCGCAUCGCCUCUUCGAUUGCAAAUUUCACCUCCCUCUCCCAUUCCGACAAUUAUCCCAUCUCUACAGUCUCCUUCUCUCAGUACCCCACCCCCCAUCCCUUCCUUCGACAGCCACUCUGCAGUGACGACAGAAGACAUACACUGCACUGUGACGAUAUCACCCUCCGCUCUGGUAGUCAGGUUUGGAGAUCCAGCAACAGCUACCUGCUCUGCACCAAAUGUGCAUGUUGAAUACCUGACAUGGGACAUUGGUGACCUUAUGAAUCCAUCCCCGGUUUUGAGUGUGAACAGCAUCACUAAGUGGGACAUCACACCUAUGUGCACUGGAAUGACAGCAAUAAACUCGUGCUCGCUUAGUCUCUCUGUGAUUGUCUACAAGCCUCCAGACAGUGUGUCCAUCACUUUUGCAAAUCACACUGGACCAAUGUUUGAGGGUCGUCAGUACACUCUGCAGUGUACGGUUCUGGAGGUUGCUCCUAUUGGAAACCUCAUUGUGACUUUCUACAGAGGACAGACAGAACUACAGAGACUACAGUCCAACAGCAAAACAAAGGAGCCAGUCAAUGAGACCUUCACCCUGGACAUCAAUCCUACUAAAGAAGAUGAUGGGGUCCAGUACUGGUGUGAAGCCAAGCUAGACCUGGGAGCUGAAGGACCACAGCCUCCUCCAGUGGUGACGUCACAAAACAUCACUGCAGUGGUUCUCUUUGGUCCACACCUCGUUUGUCCAGAAAAAAUGCAGGUGAUAGAGGGGGGCACCCUCAGCUGUGAGGUGAGGGGAAACCCUAAACCUACAAUAGUGACUUGGUUCAAAGACGGGCAGGUAGUGUCCCUGCCCACUCACUCAAGCAGAAAGCAUGCUGGGAAAUACACCGUCUCAGUAGAUGGACGGAAAAACCUUACAUUGGAGGUGGAGGUCCUCCCUGGCAGUGGAACUGCAAACUGCUGUAAUAGUCAUUUCCUGUUGGCUGUCGUGCUUAUUCAGAUAUUCAUUUGCUGUAAAUCCUAAAAGAACUGAACAUGAUUUGUUCUCUUGUUGCUGUUUGGAUGAACUGCUCCGCCUCCUGUGAGGAACGUUUGUCAGGAAAGACUUUUUGUUGCGUCUUUUUUCUUGUUUCCAAAACAGAUCAUUUUUGCAUAAUUUUCACUUUGUACAUUCUCAUUCAACAAAAUGCUGUCUCCAUCGAAUUUUUAUACACCGUUAUGUAACCAGGUGAGACCACGUGAAAUUACAAGAUCUUUUUCAUGGGAUGAUAAAGAAGCAGAUAAAGCUCAAUUUUAGAGAGCUUUCACCCAGGUACACUUUCUUAUACAAUUAAAAUUGUGUUUUCAUAUAAUCUACACAAAAGAGGUAAAAAAUGACACCUGAAAUGACUGAAAGCUGCUCUGGAAAGAAAUUCACCUUCUAAUCAUGUACAGUCCAAUAAUCUUCAUCCCUUCAUUGUCUUUUUUUUUUUAAAGAGAUAUUUCUAUGAACUUUUUGUACAACAAUCAAUUUCUGUGUUAAUGUUUAACUUUCUGUAAUGCGUGUAGAGUGUGGCGUCCACACGUUCAACAUUGCAAAACCCUACAAGUCUUGUUCCACUUUGGUUAAAUGCUGUCUCCUGUACACCAAAAUAAACUAUCAUGUGUCCAAAAGAGGAACUAUAUAAGCUUCAUCCUUCAAACUCCCUUGAAAUGUUUGUACAU
Molecule: messenger RNA, 1917 nt
Organism: Scomber japonicus (chub mackerel)
Lineage: Eukaryota; Metazoa; Chordata; Actinopteri; Scombriformes; Scombridae
Product: vascular cell adhesion protein 1-like
Exons: 7
Coding region: 143-1237 (364 amino acids)
Biological process (GO): cell-cell adhesion
Cellular component (GO): membrane
Molecular function (GO): integrin binding
Source: RefSeq, a predicted model, not a curated record